This is a messenger RNA of Gryllus bimaculatus (two-spotted cricket), 396 nucleotides long. The record is from the annotation of a GenBank genome assembly. NCBI's taxonomy places the organism in Eukaryota, Metazoa, Arthropoda, Insecta, Orthoptera, Gryllidae.
AUGACUUCCUCUGCUUCUCCCUGUCCCCUGGGUCGGGGCACUGCUUCGUUCCGUCCGGCGCCUGCCGCCUCCACCGCUGCCGAAUGCUGGGCACGCGCCUUAAGCGCCGCAGAGCGAGGCGGAGCGGCGGCGCCGGGGGCCGCCACGCACCACUUACGUAAGGCAGCGACAUCGCUUUCGCACUUGGCAGCGCACGCGGCCGGCGCGGCGCGGCGCGAAGAGUAUAAAACGGCUGCGGAGGAGGUUGCGGGCACCCACUGCCUUCCAGCAGCUCAGGCCAACCCUUUCUCCAACGACAUGUACAAGCUGAUAACAGAGAUCGUCACAUUUAGUUCGAAGUUAAGCAUCAAAGUAAAUUCCCCAGAAUAUUUGCUGAAUACACUUCGCAGCAAGUAA